AUGAAGGGGAAGAGGAGCAAAGACGCCAUGGCCGACGACAGCGGCAGCGUCAGGAUGGCCAUCGGCACCGCGGUCGGCGGCGCCUCCAUCGCCCUCUUGGCCGGCGCGAGCUGCUGGUUGGGCAUGAAGGCCUACCGCGAUGGCCGGUUCUCGAGAGGAUGGCGGCGGGUGCGCGUCUGGGCGCUCGGCGGCGUCACCACCCUGGAGCAGACGCUGGCCUACGACUGCGCCAUGUGCGGCCACAGCUUGGACCAGCGGGAGGAGGUCCGCACGCUCUCCUGCGGCCACGUGUUCCACCUGCGUAAGGGUCCCAAGUGCGGGAGCAACAUCGACGACUGGCUCCGCGAGAACCGCAUGCGCUGCCCGGCCUGCUGUAAGCCCGUCCACCCCGUGUUGCCGUGGAAGGCGCCGCCGACAUCGGCGCCACCGCCCGCGCCCGUGCCACUGCCAGCGCAGUCGGCGCCGUCGUCGUCGACUUCGGAUUUGGAGGCUCAGGAGCCGCGGCGGAUGGAGUUAGAGCAGGGGCCACCGCGGCGGCUGGCGUUGGACCAGGGGCGACCGCGGUAUCCGCCGUCGAUGUGGUUACAGGAUGCGCUACUGUACGGGUCGCCGUCGCAGUAA
Molecule: messenger RNA, 621 nt
Organism: Miscanthus lutarioriparius
Lineage: Eukaryota; Viridiplantae; Streptophyta; Magnoliopsida; Poales; Poaceae
Source: the annotation of a GenBank genome assembly